Messenger RNA from Helicoverpa zea (corn earworm), 1575 nucleotides. RefSeq lists its product as uncharacterized. The transcript has a single exon. The record is from RefSeq and is a predicted model, not a curated record. NCBI's taxonomy places the organism in Eukaryota, Metazoa, Arthropoda, Insecta, Lepidoptera, Noctuidae. Bases 1 to 1575 code for a protein of 524 amino acids.
AUGAGAGCAAUCCAUUCAUCUGCAAUCACAGCACUGGUAACUCAAGAUCCCAAUCAACAAUUACGCGUCAGUCACCAAGGAUAUCUCAUAACAGCAAGUACUGCAAAAGAAUUCACAGAUAAUUUUAGUACGUUUGUCGACGACCCUUCGUGGAACCCUUUUGCACGAUUUUUGAUAGUAAUCAGACGGGUGCAUGAAAAUGAACUAGAUCAGGUAUUCGACGUGCUUUUGAGAUGGCAUGUGAACAACGUGAUUUUAGUGAAUGGCACUAAUGACGCUCAACUUUAUUCUUACAAUCCUUUCGACAACUACGGCUGCGGAAAAAUUUAUAAAGAUGUUAUAAGACAUGGAUUUUGUCUAGAAACGACUUCUAAUCUGUACCCGAAUAAAGUUGUGACAGGACUACGUAACUGCACUUUACGUGCUGCCAUUCCGCACAGACCACCCUUCACCCUCCGCCCGUACAUGAUAGAACAAAACGACCGAAUGAAGAUGGGAUCCGAGCAAUAUUUGUUCUGUCUGCUCGCUGAAACAGAACAAUUCAAAGUUGAAUUUUACUACGAAGGAGAUUAUUAUCCAUUGUCUAAAUUAUACGACAACAUAUCAAUCCCCGGACCCAUGGAGAACUUGCGGAAUAAUAAAUAUGACGUAAUGUUUGGCAGUGUGAUGCUGGUAGCAAGUCGAGAAGCACGAUUCACAUAUUUACACGGUCAUUUGGAUUAUCAUGACGAAAUUCGUUUCAUAGUGAAGAAAGCUAAUGAUGCAGCAAACUGGAAAAAUGCUUAUUUCGAAUUCCAUGCAAGAGUGUGGUGGACCUUGUUGGCAGUUUUUAUAGUGCAUUCAACGUUAUUGAAUAUACAUCUCCGCUCCAAAGACAAAACAGAUACAAUGCUGAAAAUGUUCGAUCUAUUGCUGAGCCAUGGAUGUAAAAUGCCGCAUCGAAUGAGUGCAAGGUGUCUGUUCUUAAUCUGGGUGUGGUUCGCUUUUCUCAUCAAUAAUUUAUACCAAUCAGCUUUAGUGAGUUUAGUUCGAACCCCCGUUAAAGAGUAUCAAGUGCAAGAUGAAGAAGAUAUAGUUAGAAUGCAGCUCAAACCCUGUAUUAGUCCACCACUUCUUCAGUAUAUGUACACGGAAUCGAAUAUAACAAACUCAUUUAAUAGUAAUUGUACAAAUCCAUUUUCAAGUAUAAACUUUGUAGCUAAAUCGAAACAUUAUUAUUCAGUAGUGCAGAAAACUGUAUAUUUUUAUAACAAGAAACAGUUCUGUGAUGAGGAAGGUGAAAAUACGGUUUACUUCUUCAAAAAGCCUUACGCCAAGUUGAUAUUUGGUAUAUUUUUCCAUAAGGGGUUCCCUAUAUCUGAUAGAAUGCGAACGAAUGCUAUUCGUUUGAGAGAAAAUGGUUUCGUUAAGAAAAUAUUGAAAGACCACGUAUUCGCUAGAGAAAUAAAAAUUAAGUAUCAUGACAAGGGGUUCAAAUGUAGGAUCACUGUACCGUGGUUUAUUUAUGUAGGAGGGGGCAGUUUAGCUGUCAUUGUUUUAAUUUUGGAAAUAAUCUGGAGUCGAUACAAGGAAUAG